Messenger RNA from Daktulosphaira vitifoliae (grape phylloxera), 3844 nucleotides. RefSeq names its product dachshund homolog 2 (gene dac). The record is from RefSeq and is a predicted model, not a curated record. The coding region runs from base 395 to 2635 and encodes 746 amino acids. The transcript is spliced from 13 exons. NCBI's taxonomy places the organism in Eukaryota, Metazoa, Arthropoda, Insecta, Hemiptera, Phylloxeridae.
CUCGCCCGCAACAGUCGCGUUCUAGCCGUACGUCAGCCCGGUCGCUGCUAUCCGGCACUACCGCGUUGCGCGCACUCGGUGCAAGUCAAUACACGUUGCCCGUUACCGUGUAUUAUCGUUUCUGAUUACUAUUUUUAAUAUUAUCGACGUGAUCGAAGACCAUUUAGACGAAAUAGAUAGAGAAGAUAUUAUUUCGGGAAAAUCGAUUUUGCGCGCUUGGUAGAAUCGGAAUACAACUCGAAGGUACGACUUUUGAGUGUGUGUGACUGCGCACGCGAAACUUUUGCGAAUGUGCAUUUGAGUGCCCGCCCAAUAUUAUUGCUCCGCUCGGCUAGUCAUUGUAAGCCGCCACCGUCGCGGAUACACCUGAAACGACACGUAUACCAUUCGCAUCAUGAUCAUGGAAUCGACAAACGCCGCCGCGGAAUCGGCCGCAUCCGGAAGCGAUCGCAGCAGCAAUGUGUCCACUAGUCCGCCACCUCAACAGCAACAACAGACGCCGUCGUCAAACAACAACGGCAAGUCUGCCGGAAGCAGUCCGAAAGACGAAAGGGGCAGCAGUCCAAUGAUGAAUGUCAUAAAUCCCCAUCAUGCCAUCAUAACGCCAACCCGCGGCAUGAGUCCGCCAACACAGACCGCUCCACCAGUGUCUUCAAUGAGCUCUCUGGCGUCCCGUAUACCAAUGGGUUUGUUCAAUUCGCUUGUGCACCACUCUUCACCUCUAGACCUAAUGGCCAUGGCACAUCACCACCAACAGCAACAACAACAACAACAACAGCAUCCAUCACUGCAACCACCUCCGCGGUCUUACAACAGCCCUCCGCCGAUAAGUAGCACUGACCCGACAGCAAACGAAUGCAAGUUGGUCGAGUACCGCGGGCAAAAAGUUGCGGCAUUCAUGAUAGCAGGCGACACAAUGCUGUGCCUUCCACAGGCGUUUGAGCUGUUCCUCAAACACCUUGUCGGUGGUUUGCACACUGUUUACACCAAGCUCAAGCGGCUGGACAUCGUGCCACUCGUUUGCAAUGUCGAACAAGUACGCAUUUUACGUGGCAUGGGUGCCAUUCAACCAGGCGUCAACAGAUGCAAGUUACUCUCGUGCAAGGAUUUCGACACGCUCUACAGAGACUGCACUACUGCCAGGUGCAUGAUGUCGCACAAGCCAACAGACAGCAGUUCCCGUCCGGGGAGACCACCUAAACGAGCCUCGUCGGUGGGCUUGUCGCUGGCUGCUUCGGCUUCGCAUUUGAGUCAUCAGAUGAAGAAACACCGUCUAGAGAACGGAGACUAUGUACCAGGAGUGUACGAAAACGGACACAUGCAAGACUCGCCGCGGAUGGAAAAGUCGCCGCUACUGGCCAACGGUUACAAUCACCCGCCGACGCACCUCGGACAUAUGCAGUACAUGCAGCAGUUCAACCAUCAUCAUCACCAUCCGGCAGCCGCUCACGCCAUAAUGAAUCCGGCAGGUCUAUCGCACCCCGCCUUACCGCGACCAGACGCGCAGUUGCUUAAGAGUCAGGGACUAUCGAUGGAAGCUUUGGCCAGUUCUGGUAUCUGGGAAAAGGCGUACGCCGGUUUUAUGAAGCAACUGGAAAGGGCUAAUGAUGAACGGGUGGGAGACAUUAAUCGAGCGUUGAGCUAUGAUCAGAAAGUCAGGGAUAUGAAUUCGCAAAAUGGCUCGUCAGAAGGCCACAGUCCAGUAUUGAAUCUCUCUAAAACUGGUGGAGAUCAUUCAGGUCCAGCUAGCGAUCACUCCGCUGGCGGACAUACUAAUGGCGACGAUGAAGACGACUUGGACGAAGACGAUGACAACAUUUCUGAUGGCGAAGAGGACGACAUUAAAGAUCAUGACUUAAGUGACAAUCCUGAUGUAGGAGGAAACAGUAGUGCUCACGGUAGCAUUACGCCACCACCUCAAACGUUGAACUUUGGUUCUACCGGUUCUGUUGACAUGGGUUUGUCAUACAUGACAACCGAGUCGCUUCUUCGUAAAAUUCAGGCAUUACUUAAAGCAGCCGCUGACAAGAUUCGAGAUGACGACCGCGCGUUAAACUUUGAAAAAGCCGAGUUGAAAAUGGACGUGCUCAGAGAAAGGGAAGUAAAAGGAAGCUUAGAACGACAGUUGGUCGACGCUCAAAAACUGCGAGUGAUCUAUCAGAAGCGUCUACGCAGAGAAAGAAAAGCUAGAAAACGUGUACAAGACCAACUUGAACAAGAACUAAAACGUAGAGCCCAACUUGAAGAAAUGAUCAAAGCAGCUGGUGCUCCAGCUGAUGCUCUUCGCAUCUUAACAGAAAAUAAUAAUGAAAAACCUAGAGAUAGAUCAGAGCAGUCGCAAAGCCCAAACUAUCCUUCAGGACAAGGGCAACGAGGAUCGGAGACGUCUAGCGAAAAACAAUGGAACUAUUCUGGGUUAGACUUGAUGAGCUCAUCCGGUGCCGCAGCCUUUUGGCAAAACUAUUCUGAGACUUUUGCACAGGAACUCGAUCUGGAACGAAAAGCCAGACAACAACAGUCAGCCCAACAGAACCAACAACAGAGUCAACAUUCGGACAGAGAUAUAAAGUCACCCGUUCCAGAUAGCAGAGCUAAAUUCUUUAACAAUUCCGUACUGUUCAGCACUGCGACAUAAUAGGUCAGAGUACAUUAUUUAUUGUAUACAAAUUGUACUUAAAAAUUAGUGAAGGUUUUUUAAAAAUAUUUCUUAUAAUUAUUUAUGUAAAAUAAUGGGCUUUGAUGCGUUAAAUAUUAUUAUAUAAUUUGUAUCGUAGUGUAAUAAUAAUUUUGAUAAACAUUGCACACGUUAGGUAUGUAAUAAUGUUGUUUUGCGAUAAGCAAAUAUAUUUUGUAUAAAGGAAAUAGUGAAAAAUGUAUUGUAUGAAAAAUUAUGUUAAUAUUUUGCGAUCUCAAAGUAGAACGAACUAAAAAAUAGAAUAACCACACCAGUCAUGGCUUACAACAAAGGUCAAUAGUUAUUAUUUUCAACGCCUGAAUUAUAAAAACCAAUGUACCGACUGAUUUUUAGAGGAUUAAAUUAUGUUUAAUUGUAAUUUAUUUGUAUAUCAUAUUAUAUUGUUUACAUAUUUAUAAAUAUGGAAGUGUGUGUUGUUAAAAAAAUAGACAAUUCGGGGGAAGCGUUUUUAAAUGUAAUAUAAUAGUUUAUAGUUCCUUCAGUUUUUGUAUUUAUAUCAAUUUUAGCAUCGUCGUUAAUUUACUUAAGCAAACAACGCGUUGCACUAUUAUUAUCUUUUUAAUUAUUUUACAAUUGUGUCGAAUUUUUUCUAUCGAUCUUUAAAUGACAUUUAAAUACCUAAUUGAAGUUUUUACUCGUUAAAUAUAAGAUCCAAUUGGAACUCAAAAGUUCUACAUUCAUUUGUAUAGAAGUAUUUAAGUUUAAAUAAUCUCGAUGUAAUUUUAUUAAUUCAUUAAUUACUUUUUAUAAUAUAAAUUUUAAAGUACGGUUGUAGAUAAAACCAAAGAAUAAUCGUUUGAAAAUGUAAACGCAAAGAAAGUUUAAAAUGAUAAAUGCUGAUCUUAAUGAAUAUUACAAACAAUAGAUAAUUGUUAGUCAGUAAAAAAAUUCAUAAUUUUUUUUUUUUGUAAAUUUUUACUAUACAUAAGAAUAUAAAUAUAUUAUAUAUAUAAAUUUUUAUGUUAUAAUUAUAUAUUAAUUAUCGACUAAGCUAUUAAUUGGCUUUGUCCAAUGUGUGUGUGUACAUGUAAUAUAAGUAUUAACAAUAAUUUAUGUACUUCUAAGCGAAUGAAUAAUUAUUUAUGCAUUGUAUUAAUGAAUAAAUUGUUCGCUGAAAAUCAUUAAAAUGUGCACAGUACGUAUAAAUAU